Molecule: messenger RNA, 5968 nt
Organism: Linum trigynum
Lineage: Eukaryota; Viridiplantae; Streptophyta; Magnoliopsida; Malpighiales; Linaceae
Source: the annotation of a GenBank genome assembly
UAUGAAAUAACAUGAUUUGAACUAGUUAAAAUUUAUUAACUAAAUAAUAACACCUGCAAAUUAUAAUAUACAAUUAAUUAAUGUUGAAGAUUUUGAUUACAUCAAUCACAUGUACCAUACACCACAUACAAAAUGAAUGUAUCAAGAAAGAUUUAAGAAUUUAGUAAACAAGUCUACCUCGAACUCGACUCGACUCGGCUCGUCAAUAAAUGACUCGAGCUCGAGCUCAUUUAUUAACGAGUCAAAUUCAAACCUGGGUAAAACUCGGCUCAGCUCUCCUGAUUACUGAUUAGCAGCCCCUAAGUGACAUGUAAAUUCUUUUAACCAUCGUACAAAGAAAGUGGGCCGAAAACAAAGGGGUUUGGGCCGACAUAGCCGGCCUGCUGGAUAUCAAAUGUUGAGCCGGCCCAAUUCCUUGGGCUAUCGGGGUGGGUGGAAGCUAAUGGAUAUACAAUUUUUUUUAUUUAUAUUUUUUCGGUUAGCCAAUUUGACUUUGGAGGGGGAGAGUUCAGAUUUCAAGAAAGAGCAGAGGGCGGGAAAAAAAUUAGCCGGAGAGUGGACGAAAAUUUGAAAGCGGCGAGAGAAUAGGCUUUCAGACUCCGCUCCGACCAAGGGUUUCGUCGUCCGCAUUUCGCCGGGUUCUAGCUCCAUCCGGCAACUAUUAGAGAAGUCGGCGAGGUGGAAAUGGAGCGGAUUCACGUAACAGUUCGAGCAAGGCCGCUUCAGCCGGACGACGCUAAAUCCAGCCCCUGGAGGAUCUCCGGGAACUCAGUCUUCAUCCCGAACCACAGCACCAAGUUUGAAUUCGAUCGGGUGUUUGGAGAAGAAUCCAGGACGGAAGAGAUCUACAAAGCCCGUACUAGGGAUAUCGUAACUGCAGCAAUUCGUGGAUUCAAUGGUACGGUGUUUGCUUAUGGUCAAACUAACAGUGGGAAGACACAUACAAUGAGGGGAUCAGCUACUGAACUUGGGGUCAUCCCUCUAGCAGUCCACGAUGUAUUCGACAUAAUAAACGAGCAUGUGGAUCGAGAGUUUCUUUUGCGAAUGUCAUACAUGGAGAUAUAUAAUGAGGACAUAAAUGACUUGCUCGCGCCUGAGCACAGGAAACUGCAAAUUCAUGAAAAUCUUGAGCGUGGGAUCUAUGUUGCUGGUUUGAGAGAAGAAAUUGUUACUUCGCCGCAACAAGUCCUUGACCGCAUGCAAUUUGGAGAAGCACAUAGACAUAUUGGAGAAACGAAUAUGAACGUGUACAGCAGUAGGUCACACACUAUUUUUCGCAUGAUAAUUGAGAGCCGGGAUAGAACCGAGGAUGAAGACAGGGGCAAUGCUUGUGAUGCUGUACGAGUAUCGGUGCUGAACUUGGUCGACCUUGCUGGUUCAGAACGUGCAGCAAAAACUGGAGCUGAAGGCGUUCGACUGAAAGAGGGUUCACAUAUCAAUAAAAGCCUUAUGACACUAGGAACUGUGAUUAAAAAAUUGAGUGAAGGUGCCGAAAGUCAAGGGGGUCAUGUUCCCUAUCGAGACAGCAAACUCACACGGAUUUUGCAACCAGCUCUAGGAGGCAAUGCAAAUACAGCAAUAAUAUGCAACAUCACACUGGCACAGAUUCAUGCUGAUGAAACAAAGAGCAGUCUUCAGUUUGCCAGUAGAGCAUUACGGGUCCAAAAUUGUGCUUGUGUGAACGAGGUCCUAACCGAUGCUGCCUUGUUAAAGCGUCAAAAGAAAGAGAUUGAGGAGCUUCGUGCCAAACUGCAGGGUUCUCACUCCGAGCAUUUUGAAGAGGAGAUUCUCAAUCUUCGAAACACAUUAUUGAAGUCAGAAUUGGAGAGGGAAAGAGUAACUCUUGAACUAGAGGAGGAAAAAAGAGUUCAGGCUGAGCGUGAAAAGCUUUUGCAAGAGCAAGCCAAGAGAAUUGAAAACCUUUCGUCCAUGGUGUUGUAUUCCAGCCGAGAUGAUAACUGCAACCAGCUUAAGAAGGGAAAACGACGGGAUACAUGGUGUCCAAGUAAUUUUUCAAGAGUAAUACUCCAAGAGGUGGAUGCAAAUGCCCAGUCACGGCUAUCUAGUGUCGAGCCCAUGCCAGUUCGACGUAAUGAGGGAGCACUUGUUUCUUUCGAAGAGUUGGUAAGUGAUCAGAAAGGAGCUGAUGACCUCUGUCCGCAACAGGAAGUAGCUAAAGAUAAUGCAGUAGAGGACUGCACUCCACCUGAUCCAUGUUCUCUGCUGCAUGUUACCAAUAGGAGGAAGGUGCUUCCAAGAAAGAAAGCCUCUGCUUCAGAGGACCAUGAGUUGAGAGCAGUUCAAGCAGAAUAUGAGGAGUUGCUAGUGGAAUCGGAAACUCAGAGAACUGUGAGCGACGUUAUGAUAGAUUCCUUGAGAAGACAGCUGGUUAACAGUGAUAAUUCUCACGUUAGGAACCAAUGUGACCUCUCCUUUUCUCAUGGCACCGAGACUAUGAAUUGUAAGGACAAAAGUAUAAGUAUAAGGGAGUCAGAGGCCAUUGUUGUGAUCAAACAGCUUCAAGAAAAGAUUGAGAUGUUAGAAAUGGAUAAAGAUUCAAGUCAACAGAAUCUAGACAGUGUUGUCGAGCUGGCAACGGAGCAAAGUCUAUAUGCAAGGGAGAAGUUUGAAGAGCUCUGUCAAGAGCUUGAAAAGGCAAGGGAGGAAGCUAAGGUUGCUCGUGAACAACUUGAAUCUGCUGGACAUGUAGGAGAGAUUAAUAAACAGCUUCAGGUGGAGAUUGAAGAAAUAGUCAGGGAAGUUCAGGAAGCAAAAGACACUGUCCAGAGUACAUUUUCUCUUUUGGACGAGGCGUUGCAGAGUUUCUCAAUGGAAUCCGAUAUGUUCCAUGAGUUGAGGAAUUCAGUACUCGAGAACAAUGAAAAACAAAAGUUGGUCAUCAGUAAUCAUGCUGAAAUAUGUGGCAGCAUCAGACAUAAGCUCACUGUAGUUGAAAAGGAGAAGCUUCUUUUGUCAAAUAAAUGUUCUGAUCUUGAAAGACGUUUACAAGAAAUGAUGCAGGAUGCUCAAAACCAUGAAGAUGCCUUGACCAAAAUUUCUGAAGAAGCGAACAUUGAAAAGGAAGAAUAUAGGUCAUAUAUUCAUAUCCUCGAAAAGGAAAUACAUCAGUUAUCAUCUUGUGCUUUGGCAAAAGAGAAGGAGAGUUUGAGAAAGGAUCUCGAGAAGGCAAGAACGAAACUGAAAGAAACUGAGUCAAAAUUCAAGAAUGUGAUUCAGGAAAAAACUAAACUGGAGGGAGAGAAAAAGCUUGCUGAGAAAGAGGUCAAACGAUUGCAUGGACAAAAGAGUCUUCUUGAGCGUGACAUUAGCAAGCGUGAUUCUUUUGCUGAUAGAAGGCGGGAUUCAGUUUUCGAUAGGAGCUCAAAGACUUGUGAUACAAGAAAACAGGCAAUGGAGGAUGACUACAGAAAACUUGAAGUUCUUGCAUUUGAGAUGGAGGCAACCAUUGCUUCUCUAGAGGAGGAACUUGCAGAAGUACGAAAAGAGAAAGAGGAGGCAACACAGAGAAGUGAAGGUUUGGCAUCAGACCUGGAAUCUCUAACUGAAAAGUUGUCUGCAUCUGAUGCUGAACUGUGGGCGUUGCAGCAAGAGAUUUUCGAGCUCAGAAUGAAGUUGGAAGCAUGUACCUCUGAACGGCAAGAAACACAAAGCACCAUCGAGCUUUUGAUAAAAGAAAAGGAGGAAUUGGCAAUGCAAUUCAGUGAUUCCCUUCUGGAAAUGGAGGAAGAGAAGGCAAUUUGGUUGUCUAAGGAGAAAGCUUCACUACAAGCCAUCGAAGAGAAAGGGAAGUUGUAUAAUGAGGAAAUCUCAGCAUUGUACAAAACGAUGUCAGAAGUACAGGAUGAACUGGAUUCCUGCCGAGAAGAAUGCAAAGUACUCAAGGAAACACUUCUGAGGGAGGAAAAUCGCCAAUUGGAUAAGUGCAGUAAUAAUGCGUCUCAAGAUAGUGAAAGUGAAAGCGAGAGACACGGAAUGCUUCAGAUUGAGCAGUCCGACCCAAGUGUUCCUAACGACGGAGAGAAUCCAACGACUGCAGUCAGAGAUAUUGAUGCUGAUAAAAAACAGCUAAUCGGAGAACUUGAGAAUCUAAAAAACCAGCUAGAUGUUGUUAUGAAAGAGAAGGAGAUGCUGAUGGCUCAAAUGCAAGACUACCAUAAAAAUACAGCCGAAGCAGAAUUCGUGAAACAACAUUAUGACGACAUGUUGAAAGUCGCGAGAGCUCAAAUCGACCAACUCAGUGGAAGCAUAGCUAGCUUGGAAGCCAAGAUGCAAACUGAUUACGUUGCGAACUGCAACGAGAAGGCGAAAUUGAAGAUGAUGGUGAGGGGAACCCAAGCGAAAUCGGAAGCAUUGUGUUUCAGGCUUGGACAAUCAGUCAGGGAGAAUGAUGUAAUGCACAAGAAAUUCAAGGAGGCUUCCAAGGAGCUUAAAGAGAAGCUGGCAACUUGCGGUAUGGAAAAUCUUAACCUCAAGAAGCAGCUUGCUUCUUCUUCAAUCAACUGACCAAAUGCUUAGCUGCUGGAAGCUCGCCUUGUUUUUUUGAGAAUAGGUAACUACACUUUCCUUAGUUUAUUGGUCCCGAUCUUUUGCUUAUCUGCUAAUUGUUUUGCUUAUCGGGUAACUUAUUCAACCUACGAAUACUUGAAGUUGCUAUCUCGAUUCUCGAGUAUCUUAGGUUACAAGUAGUGGUCUGAUCGGGAGUAGGCAUGAUACGUGUCUUGAUAUCCAUGUUUGUUUCGUGUUAAGCUUACAGAUAGAUAAUCGAGUGAAUACGAGAGAGUUGGGGCUGGUCGUGCCAUUUUGAUGUGAGGAUGUGCUAACAAAUUUGAUUGUUAUGACCAGAACCAAAUUGGUACGAAUCCAACACCUAGGGGUGUCCAUUCGGGUUCGGUUUUUCGGGCUUACCCGAAACCGACCCGAUUAUAUACAUUUUCGGGUUUUCAUGUUCGGGUUCGUUUCGGGUUUUCGGUUUUGGGUUCGGUUUUUCUUAUCGGUUUUUCGGGUUUCGUCUAAAAACCUCCAAUGAAUAGAACUCAGCCCGUAGUCUUAGGCGUUCGGAUUGUUCGGGUUUCGGUUUUGCUUUAACCGAACCCGAACCCGAUAAGGAAUUUUCGGGUUUCGGGUAACCGGAACCCGCAAGUCCUUAACGGGUUCGGGUUUGGUUUUAGUAGUUUUUGAUUUCGGGUUUUCAGGUUUUUUUCGGGUUUCAGCCCGGGUAACCGAACCCGACCCGAACGGACACCCUGACCAGCACCUUAACACAUAUAAGAAGAUGCUCUGAAGUCUGAUCUAACGGGACUUAACAGACCAUGAAACCCAUUACCCAUGGGUUGGGUUCAAGACCUGACACUUCAAUAAAUGUAGCUUUCUUUUCAGAAAAGCCCAAAUAGAAAAAAGCAGCUCAGUAAAUCUAAUGAGUAGGCCUGGGUCAGUCCAGGUAGGUAGGGCCUCAUGCCAGACCGACAAAGCCCAUCUGCCCAUGCUCCCUCCUUCUGGUGCACAAAUGUCUAUAAAACAGUACUCUCAUUUUUCUCAAAGCAAGAGAGUGCACCACGCUAACUUUCAAAACCGAAACAGAAAUCUUGUGGAACCUACAACAACAGAACGAGAAUGAAAAGACUAUAAUCGAAUCUAUAGCGAAUAUAUCAUUAUUCUUGUCGAGUUUUGAUAAUGCUAUUUUCAUCUAUUUUGAAGGUUAUUCAUCACAAAUUUUGGCUGAUUUUUGAGAAUUUUACUUUUCAUUGAUUUCGAAUGCUACACAUCACAGAUAUGGGUAGAUUUUUUGGAAAGCUAUUGUUCACCAAUUUUGAAGUCUAUCCAUCACCGAAUCCUUCGAAUGCUAUUCUUCACCGAUUUUGGAAGCUAUUCAUCAUAGAUUUUUGCCGGUUUUUGCUUAAACUUUUUCUUGGAUUUUGAAUGCUAUAUAUAAAAAAUUCUGAUGGAUUAC